Cynara cardunculus var. scolymus (artichoke) is the source of this 3432-nucleotide messenger RNA. RefSeq lists its product as uncharacterized. The transcript has 3 exons. The coding region runs from base 1 to 3432 and encodes 1143 amino acids. The record is from RefSeq and is a predicted model, not a curated record. Lineage: Eukaryota; Viridiplantae; Streptophyta; Magnoliopsida; Asterales; Asteraceae. Gene Ontology annotation, biological process: DNA integration. Gene Ontology annotation, molecular function: nucleic acid binding.
AUGGCAAAGAGUAGGGAAGUGGAGAAAGAGCAAGAGUUAAGCCCGAAACCGAUGCAAGAUAAGAAACAAUCGGGAUCCACUGAUGAUGUAAGUGAGAAAGCAAAGGUAAUUCCACCUCCCUUUCCUACGCGUUUUCAAAUGUCUAACAAAGCUAGAGAGGAAAAGGAAAUCCUAGAAACUUGUAGGAAGGUUGAGGUAAAUAUCCCUCUUUUAGACGCAAUCAAGCAAGUCCCUCGUUACGCUAAGUUUUUGAAAGAAUUGUGCACCAACAAAAGAAAAUUUAGGGGUAACGAGACUAUUAAUAUGAGUGAGAAUGUUUCUGCCGUGCUUCAAAAGAAGCUACCCCCAAAGUGCAAAAAUCCAGGUGUUUUCACCAUUCCUUACGAAUUGGGGAAUGUUACAAUCAAUAGGGCUAUGCUUGAUUUGGGUGCAUCUAUCAAUGUGAUGCCAUUUUCUAUCUUUAAGACUCUAAAUGUAGGCCCCUUACAAGAAACCGGGGUGGUCAUUCAAUUGGUCGAUAGGUCCCUUGUACACCCGAAAGGGGUAUUAGAGGAUUUAUUGGUUCAAGUGAAUGAACUUGUUUUCCCCGCUGAUUUCUAUGUCAUUGAUAUGGAGAAGAAUUCACAUCCAAAAUCCACAUCCAUCUUGUUAGGGAGGCCAUUUUUGAAAACUUCGAAAACAAAUAUAGAUGUUCACAAUGGCACACUUUCCAUGGAAUUUGAUGGUAACAUGAUCCAUUUUAAUAUCUAUGAAGCCAUGCGUUUUCCAAGUGAUGUAUCCUCUCUAUGUACCAUUGACAUUAUUGAACCUAUUUCUCAAGAGUUGUUUGAACUAACACAUUUUGAUGCUUUAGACACAAUCUUGAGUAGAUCUUUGAAUGAAGCAAGAAUAACCAAAAUCAUGAAGAAGAUUGAGCUCAGACCCGAGUUUCACGAGCUAGUAGCUUUUAUGGAUCAAAAGAAGAUGUCAAGGUAUGAUAUAGCUCAAGUUUUGUUACCACCAUCUAACAAAAAGCUAUUUCCUUCCGUUUUGCAGGCACCGGAACUAGAAUUAAAGAAACUUCCCGAGCAUCUCAAGUAUGCAUAUCUAGGAGAAGGAGAGAAGCUACCACUCAUCAUUUCAAGUAGAUUAGACUCAUCCGAGGAAAAGAAGCUUGUUUCCAUGCUAAAACAAUUCAAGGAGGCCAUUGGGUGGACGAUAGCCGACAUAAAAGGCUUGAGCCCAUCAACUUGCAUGCACAAGAUUUUGAUGGAGGAUGACUUCAAGCCGUUCCGCGAGGCUCAAAGGAGGUUGAAUCCAUCCAUGAUGAAGUUUGUAAAGAAAGAGAUUCAAAAGUUGCUGGAUGCAGGUUGUUCCAAAGAAGGUCGGGGUGACAGUAGUGGAAAACGCCGAGGGAGUGAUGGUUCCAACAAGAGUACAAAGUGGUUGGAGGGUAUGCAUAGAUUACCGACGGUUGAACGCCUCAACCCGCAAAAUCACUUCCCUCUACCUUUUAUCGACCAGAUGCUCGAGAGACUGGCAGGUUUCUAUAGGCGCUUCAUUAAGGAUUUCUCAUGCAUUACCCGAUCGAUGUGCAAUCUACUUCAAAAGGAUGUGGAGUUCAAGUUUGAUGAGAUAUGCAAGGAAGCUUUUGAUAAGCUUAAAGAGAUGCUUACAUCCGCCCCCAUUAUGAGACCACCGAAUUGGGAUCUUUCCUUUGAGAUUAUGUGUGACGCGAGCAACUAUGCUAUCAGAGCGGUACUCGGGCAAAGGGUUGGAAAGAACCCGCACGUUGUUUAUUAUGUUUCGAGAACCCUCGAUAGUGCGCAAGCAAACUACUCCACCAUGGAGAAGGAAUUGCUUGCGGUUGUCUUUGCAUUAGAAAAUUUUCGUCAAUAUCUCUUAGGUACUAAAGUUAUUGUUUUUACAGAUCAUGCAGCGUUGUGGUAUUUGAUGACAAUGAAGGAUACCAAACCAAGGCUCAUACGAUGGAUUUUGUUGCUCCAAGAAUUCAACCUGGAGAUUAGAGACAAAAGUGGAACRCAGAAUUUAGUAGCAGAUCACUUGAGCCGGAUUGUCUCCAAUGAAGAGCCGUUACCGUUAGAUGACAAGUUCCCAGAUGAGCACCUUUUUGAGGUGAAGACCACAGUUCCUUGGUAUGCCGACAUAGUUAACUACCUAGUCACCGGGACCACACCUAAAGAGCUACCGAGCUCGAAGAGAGACAAGAUAAAGAGUGACUCCAAAUACUACAUGUGGGAUGAUCCUUACUUGUGGAAGAAAGGGUCUGAUCAAAUCAUCCGACGAUGUGUAGGUAAUGAUGAGGUAACCUCUAUUUUAGAAUUAUGUCCUUCUCAUGCAUGCGGUGGCCAUUUUGGCCCAACAAGGACAGCUCGUAAGGUUCUCGAGAGUGGCCUCUUUUGGCCACAUAUUCAUCGAGACGCAUAUAUGUUUUGUAAAGCUUGUCCUCGUUGCCAACACACCGGAAAUCUUAGUCGUAGGGAUCAAAUGCCUUUGACCCCCAUUCAUGCUUGCGAGAUUUUCGACGUGUGGGGGAUUGAUUUCAUGGGCCCUUUCCCAUGUUCUUUUGGUUUCUAUUACAUCUUACUUGCUGUCGAUUACGUCUCWAAAUGGGUAGAGGCGAAAGCGACAAGGACUGACAGUGCAAAAGAUGUUUCAGAUUUUGUGAAAGAUAAGAUUUUCUGCAGAUUUGGAGUCCCGAAAGUGGUGAUAAGCAAUAUGGGCACUCAUUUCGUCAACAGUGUGAUGGCGGCUUUAUUCAAAAAGUAUGGUGUAAAGCACCGUAUAUCUACCGCCUACCACCCACAGACAAAUGGGCAAGCGGAGGUGUCGAAUCGGGAGAUCAAGCAAAUUUUGGRAAAAACGGUAAACCCAAGUAGGAAAGAUUGGAGUUUAAGGCUCAAUGAUGCAUUAUGGGCUUAUCGGACCGCCUACAAAUCCCCGAUAGGUAUGUCCCCUUUUCGUUUAGUGUACGGGAAAGUUUGUCAUCUUCCCGUUGAGUUGGAACAUAAGGCCUUUUGGGCCGUGAAAAAUGUCAACUUGGACAUUGACAAAGCCGGUAUUCACCGAAAACUCCAACUCCAAGAAUUGGAAGAGAUACGCAAUGAUGCGUAUGAGAGUAGUUCUAUAUAUAAAGAAAAGACCAAAGUUUUUCAUGAUAAAAUGUCUUCUCGUAAGACAUUUGUUCUAGGUCAAAAGGUCUUACUUUUUCACUCUCGACUCAAGUUAUUUCCUGGAAAACUUAGGUCCCGGUGGGUGGGACCAUUUGUUGUUACUAAUGUUUUUAGUCAUGGUGCAAUAGAGAUUAAAAGUGAGAAAACGGGAAAAGUGUUCAAAGUUAAUGGCCACCGUUUAAAGCCAUUUUAUGAAGGUUUUAAACCUCUUGAUGUGGAGGUUUUCAAGAUGGAGGUGCCGGAGGGAGGAUCCACUUAG